Alternaria hordeiaustralica is the source of this 213-nucleotide messenger RNA. RefSeq lists its product as uncharacterized. Lineage: Eukaryota; Fungi; Ascomycota; Dothideomycetes; Pleosporales; Pleosporaceae. The coding region runs from base 1 to 213 and encodes 70 amino acids. The transcript is spliced from 2 exons. The record is from RefSeq and is a predicted model, not a curated record.
AUGUACCGGCAGGGCGAAGACGUAUGCCGACGCUGCAUCAACCUGGCUAAUGAGGAGAGGAAGCAAGAUGACAAGAAGAAGAAGGAUGACGAUAAGAAAAAGGACAAGGAUAAGAGGGCGCAAGAUAAGGUGGACAAGGCGGCGAGGAUGAAGGCCUGGGCUAAGAGCAAUAAGGCGGAGAAAGAUGCUAUUAAGCGCUCUGGUGGGUACUGA